UGCCUGAGUGAGCGUCUCCAAAGUUUGACCGGCUCCUCGAUCACUCACUUCUUCUCCUGCUUCAUGUUUGUCUGUUGACCGAAACAACAAAGCAGCGAUCAGGAGCGAGCUGAGGACAGAAGAGACGCAGAGAGGAGUCUGAACUCCAGGAGAAGGAGAGGACCUGAGAGUGUGUUUUCUCUCUUCAGUCUCUGCUGGAGGAGAAACCCAUGAGACAAAGAGUAAAUCUACUCCUGCAGCUCCUCACUGCCUGAAGGACUGACUGUGCUCCAUCCUGCAGAAGGCUCAGGAGGAACAGCAUGGACUGAACCUCUCGGAUCUGCUCUCUCUCUCUCUCUCUUUUUUCUUCUUCUCGUGUUUGGAAUCAAACUAAACAACACAUGAGUGGGGUUGACGGGACGCGCGGGUUUCACACAGUCAAUCCUCUGGGAUUAUAAUAACGAGGACGAUGGAUAACUUCUUCACGGAGGGUGACCGUGUGUGGCUACGGGAGGAUGAGCAGUACCUCCCCAGCACCGUGUCCUCGUGCUCUGGAGGGGUCGUCGUCUUCGCCACGGACUUCGGACAGGUGUACACCUACAAGCAGAAUGCCCUCACCCGACAGAAGGUGCAGGCCAUGCACCACAGCAGCAUCAGAGGGGUGGAGGACAUGGCGACGCUCGAGGACCUCCACGACGGCGCCAUCAUGCACAACCUCUUCCUGCGCUACCAGCAGAGACACAUCUAUACGUACAUCGGCUCCAUCCUGGCGGCGGUGAACCCUUACCAGCUCCUCCCGGGCCUGUACGACCGGCAGGCCGUGGAGCAGUACAGCCGACACCACCUCGGUGAAAUCUCCCCGCACAUCUUCGCCGUCGCCAACGAGUGUUACCGCUCGCUGUGGAAGAGGCUGCAGAACCAGUGUGUCCUCAUCAGCGGAGAGAGCGGCGCCGGGAAAACAGAAAGCACGAAGCUGAUCCUGAAGUUCCUGUCGGCCAUGAGCCAGCACUCCCUGGAGGUGUCGUCCAGAGACAGGACGUCGCACGUGGAGGAGGCGCUGCUGGAGAGCAGUCCCAUCAUGGAGGCCUUUGGAAACGCCAAGACCGUCUACAACAACAACUCCAGCCGCUUCGGGAAGUUCGUCCAGCUGCAUUUCAGUCAGAAGGGAAACAUCCAGGGAGGCAGGAUCGUCGACUACCUCUUAGAGAAGAAUCGAGUCGUCCGGCAGAACCCAGGAGAGAGAAACUAUCACAUCUUCUACGCCCUGUUGGCGGGAACCAACAACCAGCAGAGAGAGGCGUUCGGGUUGACCCAGCCUGACAGCUACCACUACCUGAGACAGUCCAGCUGCACCGCAGACAAGACAAUCAACGACAACAGCACCUUUCACGAUGUUCUGAAUGCCAUGCGAACGAUGCAGUUCACAGAGGAGAACAUCGGGGAGAUCCUGCGCCUCCUCGCUGGGGUCCUGCACACGGGGAACAUCGAGUUCAUGACAGCCGGAGGAGCUCAAGUCUCCUCCAAAUCAGCUGCCCUCAGUCGGACGUCGGACCUCCUCGGGCUGAACUCAGAUCAGCUGGCCGAGGUCCUGACUCAUCGCUCCAUGAUCCUCAGGGGGGAGGAGAUCUCCACGCCGCUCACAGUGGAACAGGCCGUUGACUCCAGAGACUCCAUGGCCAUGGCACUUUACUCCCAGUGUUUCAACUGGAUCACCCGCAAGCUCAACAACCGCAUCAGAGGGAAAGAAGACUUCAAAUCCAUCUGCAUCCUGGACAUCUUUGGAUUUGAGAACUUCGAGGUCAACCGCUUCGAGCAGUUCAACAUCAACUAUGCAAACGAGAAGCUUCAGGAAUAUUUUAACAAGCACAUCUUCUCCCUGGAGCAACUUGAAUACAACAAGGAAGGUCUUGUUUGGGUCGACAUCAACUGGAUGGACAACGGCGAGUGUCUGGAUCUGAUCGAGAAGAAACUGGGCCUCCUGGCACUGAUGAACGAGGAGAGUCACUUCCCCAAAGCCACAGACGACACCUUACUGGAGAAACUUCACAGCCAGCACUCAAAAAACUCUUUCUAUGUGAAACCACGUGUGGCUGUGCACUACUUUGGAGUCAGGCACUAUGCAGGAGAGGUGGUGUACGACGUGAGGGGGAUGUUGGAGAAGAACAGAGACACUUUCAGGGACGACAUCCUCAACCUGCUGAGGGAGAGCAGGUUGGACUUUGUCUACGAUCUGUUUGAGCACGUAUUGAGCCGCAACAAACAGGACACGCUGAGGAGCACCUCCAAGCACAGACGGCCCACGGUCAGCUCCCAGUUCAAGGAUUCUUUGCACUCCCUGAUGGCCACACUCAGCACUUCUAACCCCUUUUUCAUUCGAUGCAUCAAACCAAAUACACACAAGAUGCCUGAUCAGUUCGACCAGACGUUGGUUCUGAACCAGCUCAGAUAUUCGGGCAUGUUGGAGACCGUGAAGAUUCGACGAACCGGCUUCCCCAUCCGCAGACCUUUCCAAGACUUCUGCACCAGGUACAAGGUGUUGAUGCGGGGCGUGAUGACCCCCGAUGACCCCAAGGGGAGCUGCGUCCAGCUGCUCUACCUGUACGACAGCAGCAGUGCGGACUGGCAGCUGGGCAAGACCAAGGUCUUCCUUCGGGAGUCUCUGGAGCACCGUCUGGAGAAGCAGAGGGAGUUGGAGGUGCUGAAAGCCGGCAUGAUCAUCCAGGCUCACGUCAUGGGCUACAUGGCGAGGAAGCAGUACAGGAAGCUGCUGCAGUGCAUUGUGGUCAUUCAAAAGAACUACCGGGCUUUCUACUGGAGGAGGAAGUUCCUGCUCCUCCGCUGGGCAGCGCUCACCUUCCAGAAACGUGUGCGAGGCCAGCUGGCUCGCCGGGCCUUCAGCCAGCUGCUGGAGGACCGGAGGAGGAGGAUGGAGGAGGAGGAGCGCCGCAGGAGGAAGGAGGAAGAGGAGAUGGAGAGAGAGAGACAGAGACUGGAGGCUGAGAGACUCGCUGCAGAGGCUGAGGAGGCCAGACGUCUGCAGGAGCUUCACCGCUCUGAAGAGUUGGCAUCUCUCGCUCUGCCUCCGCCUCCGGCUCCAGUAGAAGCUGUAACAUCCCCGGGCUCGAUGGAGGAGGAGGUGGAGUUACCCGAGCCUCUCCAGGAGGCGUCUGAAGAAGAGGAGGAGGCAGUCCGACCUCAGGACGCGACUCAGGUGGAGGAGAUCCUGAGACUGGAGCGGGAGAUCCAGGUGCUGCAGAGGCAGAAGGAGCGUCAGGAGCUCUCUCUGACCGAAGCCUCCCUCAACCGGCUGCAGCUCCUCCGCGACCAGGAGCUCCGGCGCCUGGAGGACGAGGCCUGCAAGGCGGCGCAGCAGUUCCUGGAGUCGCUGAACUUUGACGAGAUCGACGAGUGCGUGAGGAACAUCGAGAGCUCGUUGGGAGUGGGCGAGGAGGAGGAGGAGGAGGAGGCGGAGAAAGAUGUCGGGAGGCGGCGAGGGAAUGACGAGGAGGAGGUGGACGAAGGCUUCGGCGCUGACGAUGAGGCCUUCAAAGACUCGCCGAACCCCAGUGAACACGGCCACUCAGACGGGCAGAGGACGAGCGGGAUCCGAACGAGCGACGACUCGUCUGAAGAAGACCCGUACGCCAACGACGGCGUGGCCCCUCCCCUCCCCCCAACCACCAACGUGCUGCACCAGUCGCUGCCUUUACCACCGGCGCCCGCCGCCUGCCAUAGCGCCUCCUCCAGCGCGGACUCGGCCUUCUGCCACCCUCAGGCUUCAUCCGAGGCUCAGUCUGACGACCUGGUGGAGCUGAUACCGCCCGACGAAGACUCAGACUACGACCAGGACGACUACGACGAGGGCGCCAUCGUCUCCAGUGGCAGCGUGGCGUUCUCCAACUCCCGCAGCGGCCAGUGGUCGCCUGACUACAGAGGCUCUGUGGGAACCUACAACAGCUCGGGGGCCUACCGCUUCAGCUCGGAGGGGGCGCAGUCAUCGUUUGAGGACAGCGAGGACGACUUUGACAGAUUUGACACCGAUGACGAGCUGUCGUAUCGCCGGGACUCCGUCUACAGCUGCGUCACUCUCCCGUACUUCCACAGCUUCCUCUACAUCAAAGGCGGCCUGAUCAACACGUGGAAGCGUCGCUGGUGCGUCUUGAAAGACGAGACCUUUCUGUGGUUCCGGGCCAAGCAGGAGGCUCUGAAGCAGGGCUGGCUGCACAAGAAGGGAGGGGGCUCGUCCACGCUGUCCCGCCGCAACUGGAAGCGCCGCUGGUUCGUGCUGCGGCAGAGCAAGCUCAUGUAUUUUGAGAACGACGGCGAGGAUAAGAUGAAGGGCGUUCUGGACAUGCACAACGCAAAAGAAAUCAUUGAUAACACCGGUAAGGAGAAUGGGAUCGACAUCGUGAUGCAAGAGAGGACUUACCAUCUGAUCGCAGAGACCGCCGAGGACGCCAGUCAGUGGUUCAGCGUGCUGAGUCAGGUCCACGGCUCUACAGAACAGGAGAUCAGAGAGAUGCACGAUGAGCAGGCAAACCCGCAGAACGCUGUGGGAACAUUGGACGUUGGGAUGAUCGAUUCGGUUUGUGCGUCUGAUAAUCCGGAGAGACCGAACUCUUUUGUCAUAAUCACGGCCAACCGCGUGCUGCACUGCAACGCCGACACGCCCGAGGAGAUGCACCACUGGAUCACUCUGCUGCAGCGCUCCAAAGGAGACACGCGAGUCGACGGACAGGAGUUCAUCAUCCGAGGCUGGUUGCACAAAGAGAUGAAGAACAGCACCAAGGCCUCUCUGAAGCUGAAGAAGCGCUGGUUUCUGCUUACCCACAAUUCCCUGGACUACUACAAGAGCUCCGAGCGGAACGCCUUGAAGCUGGGAACGCUGGUGCUGAACAGCCUCUGCUCGGUAGUUCAGCCGGACGAGAAGGUCUUCAAAGAGACCGGAUACUGGAACGUGAUCGUGUACGGACGUAAACACUCCUACCGCCUGUACUGCAAGCUGCUGAACGAGGCCACACGCUGGGCCAACUCCAUCCAGAACGUCAUCGACUCCAAAGCUCCCAUCGACACACCCACGCAGCAGCUCGUCCAGGACAUCAAGGAGAACUGUCUGAACUCAGAGGUUGUGGAGCAGAUCUACAAGAGGAACCCCAUACUGCGCUACAGCCACCACCCGCUGCACACGCCGCUGCUGCCACUGCCCUACGGAGACAUCCACCUCACCGCUCCGAGGAACAUAAGCUACACCACUCUGCAGCACGAAGCCCUCAAAGUGUUCGGCUCUCUGCAGCACCUGGAGGGCGUGGCCGACCCGGUGCCAAUCAUCCAGGGCAUCCUGCAGACGGGCCAGGAGCUCAAACCCCUGAGGGACGAGCUCUUCUGCCAGCUGAUCAAGCAGACGACCCGGCCGCCGCAGCCGAGCGGGCCGGGAAAUCUCUGCAGCUGGAAGAUCCUGGCCAGCAUGUCCUGCACCUUCAUCCCCACCAGGAGCAUUCUCCGAUAUCUCAAGUUCCACCUGAAGAGAACCCGGGAGCUCUACCCCGGUUCAGAGAUGGAACGUUACGCCGCAUUCGCCCUCGACUCCCUGAGGAAGACUCGAGCCAGGGAGAACGUCCCGUCGCAAGAGGAGAUCCGCUCCAUCGUGGCCCGGCAGGACAUGAGCACCACUGUUCACUGUCACGGAGGAGGAUCCUGCAAGAUCACCAUCAACUCCCACACAACAGCUGGAGAGGUGGUAGAGAAGCUGAUCCGAGGUCUGGCAAUGGAGGACAGCAGGAACAUGUUCGCUUUGUUCGAACACAACGACGACACAGAGAAAGCCAUCGAGAGCCGCAUGGUGGUGGCUGACGUGCUCGCCAAGUUUGAGAAGCUUUCAGGAAGUCCAGACGAGCACAGCACCGGCUGGAAGUUUUACUUUAAGCUCUACUGUUUCUUGGACACGGACGAUGUUCCCAAAGACAGUGUGGAGUUCGCCUUCAUGUUCGAGCAGGCUCAUGAAGCCGUCAUUAAAGGUCAGUAUCCGGCCCCCGAGGAGACUCUUCAGUUCCUCGCCGCCCUGAGACUCCAGUACCUGCUGAGCGAUCACGGCUCCCAGGCCAGUGUCCCCGAGAUGUCCCAGGUGUUCCCCAUGGCGCGGUUGCGGGCCCGGGUGCAGAACUCGGCCAAGACGUUCGCUCCGGGCGCCGGCUCGGUGGCUGAGCGCUCGGGCACGUCCGAGAGGAAACGCUCGAGCUUCCUGGAGGGGACGCUGAGGCGGAGCUUCAGGAGCGGCUCGCUGAGUCGGCAGAAGCAGCUGGAGGAGGAGAACUCUCUGGAGGCGUGGAUGAGGGAGGAGGCGGCGGCGGUGAAGACCAGCGUCAUGGACAAGUGGAAGAAACUGCAGGGGAUGAACCAGGAGCAAGCCAUGGUCAAGUACAUGACUCUGGUGAAGGAGUGGCAGGGAUACGGAUCCACGCUGUUCAACGUGGAGUGUCGGGACGGAGCGUUCCCCUCCGAGCUGUGGCUGGGCGUGAGCAGGGAGGCCAUAUCGGUGUACAAACGAGGGGAGCCGUGGCCCCUGGAGGUUUUCCCCUACGAGCAGAUUCUGUCCUUCGGAGCCCCGCUGCCCAACUCCUACAAGAUCGCCGUGGAGGGCCGAGAGCUCGUCUUUGAAACGCAAAUGGUCAUGGACAUCGCCAAGCUGAUGAAGGCCUACAUCAGCAUGAUCGUCAAGAAACGCUACAGCAACUGUCAGUCCGUCAGCAGCCACGGCAGCCAGUGUAGCGCCUGGUGAACUCACAGGAGUGUCCCAGAGGGUCGAGUGCACCCGCCCACCCGCCAGUCCUCGCCGCUCUGGAGCUUUGACUUUUGAUAUUUCAGACUGACUAUAUGAAUGCUGGAGACAAACCCGCGAUGCUCUUAAUUUGAACUUGCUCUAUAUAUUUUUUUAUUAUGGAGGGGUUUUAUUCCAAAACACUAAACAUCCACACAGGAGGGAUCGGAAACCAUGAACUGGCGUGCACUCAUUUGGAGCUGGAAGGAUGUGCUUUGGGAACGUUUCUUCAGCCUCAAAGGAGAAACGUCCCCGCUGUAAUGGAAGACAGUUUAUGGACAAAGCUGUGUCCAAAACUACUGGACGCUGAUGGCCACAGAUGUUUGAUGUGGAGGUCUUCAGGGGGGGGUACCCAGACUCUAGGACCUGACCAGGUACCUGUACCUGAGAGAAACUCAGUAGGCUGUUAUAGAACCAGAUGACAAGAGUUCAACUGGGGGGAGGGGGGACGACUUGAUGAAGCUGAUUCAGCAAGUUUUAAAAGUAAAAGAGUGCUACUUUCUUUACUAAUUAGAAAAAGAAGCUCAAGAAAAUUGACAACUGACCAAACCAGGAACUUUGUAUAAAUAUGGACGACGCCUCCCGUUGUAUGAAACACCACUGCGCCUUUAAAUGUCUCAUUUCCCUGAAAAA
Molecule: messenger RNA, 7426 nt
Organism: Labrus mixtus (cuckoo wrasse)
Lineage: Eukaryota; Metazoa; Chordata; Actinopteri; Labriformes; Labridae
Gene: myo10
Product: myosin X
Exons: 41
Coding region: 449-6754 (2101 amino acids)
Biological process (GO): signal transduction
Cellular component (GO): cytoskeleton; myosin complex
Molecular function (GO): cytoskeletal motor activity; protein binding; ATP binding
Source: RefSeq, a predicted model, not a curated record